Homarus americanus (American lobster) is the source of this 2063-nucleotide messenger RNA. RefSeq names its product protein adenylyltransferase Fic-like (gene Fic). The record is from RefSeq and is a predicted model, not a curated record. Lineage: Eukaryota; Metazoa; Arthropoda; Malacostraca; Decapoda; Nephropidae. Gene Ontology annotation, molecular function: protein binding. The coding region runs from base 30 to 1904 and encodes 624 amino acids. The transcript has 6 exons.
AGACAACAGAUGACGUCACUCCAAGACAGAUGAGGAAAGUGUUCGGUCGCUUGUGUAACUUACCUAGUUUUAAUUAUGAUUUUACUAUCGAUAACAUCCGAAAAUUACAGAGUGAAGAGAUGAACAAAUGCGCUCUCUUCAUAGUAUUCCUCUGUGGAGUGAUUUUUGCGUCAUUAGUGUCCGUGAUGUCCAGUUAUUGGGCAUCUUACACAGCUGGUGAUGAUACACUGCUGGGUUCUUCACUGGGUGCUAUCCCAGCUGGGGCUGACCUGGAGCUAAUGGACGAGGGCUACGUAGCCAUGGCACUGCUGGGGGCACACGAAGUGGAUCAGUCUGUUACAAAAAAGCAGACAACGGAGCUAGAGGAUAGACAUGCAGAAAUUGAAGCACUGAAUACACUGAAAGCUGCAAAGGAGUUGGUUCAUUCAGGAAAAUGUGCACGGGCUGGACGAUUACUAGAACAUGCAUUUACAUUAGCUCCACGUCACCCAGAUGUCCUCAUACAUUAUGGGGAAUAUCUUGAACAGCACCGUAAUGAUGUUGUUCAAGCAGACAGGAUGUAUUUACGAGCUUUGGCCGUAUCUCCUGUUCAUUCUCGGGCUUUAAGAAACCGUAGACGAACUCGGCCACUUGUUGAAGAAAUGGAUUCAAUGACAUUAAACCGCAUUGAUAACAAAAGAGAUGAUCUUGCUCAAAUCCCCAGUUCAUCUGCUGCUCUCCGCCGGAUUAAAAAGGAGGCAUAUUUCCAGUACAUUUACCACACUGCAGGGAUCGAAGGAAAUACCAUGAGUCUUGCUCAAACUCGGAUGAUCUUGGAGACCAGACUAAGUGUGGGAGGGAAGAGUGUGAUGGAGCACAAUGAGAUCUUGGGUCUAGACCUGGCCCUCAAGUAUAUUAAUACGACUCUCGUUCAUAGAGUUGGUCGUAUAUCUCUCUAUGACGUCCUGGAGAUUCACAUGAGAGUCCUCGGCCAUGUUGACCCAUUAGAAGCUGGGAAGUUGCGCAGUACUCAGGUGUAUGUGAGUGAUCAUGUACCGCCACCACCAACUCACCUUCAAGUGCUCAUGGAGGAUUUUGUAGAAUGGCUGAACUCUCCAGAAGCACAAACUCUUCACCCUAUUAAGUAUGCAGCUCUUGCCCAUUAUAAAAUGGUUUUUAUACAUCCAUUUUCUGAUGGUAAUGGAAGGACAGCGAGGCUUCUGAUGAACUUUCUGUUGAUGCAGGCUGGGUAUCCUCCAGUGAUCAUCCGUAAACAAGAUCGCCUUAUGUAUUAUGAUUGUUUACAAACUGCCAAUGAGGGAGAUACUCGACCUUUUGUGAGAUUUAUUGCCCACUGCACCGAGAAAACUCUGGAUGUGUACUUAUGGGCCACGAAGGAAGCAUUACCCAAAAUAGGACAAGACUUAAAUUCAAAGUCCGAAAAAGAAAAGAAGCAUUCCACACUAAAACGGAAAGAGUCUGAUUCAUCAUCCAUAAAGCAUGGGAGGAAGCUUGCAGAUUAUAGUGAUAUUGAAAGUGAAAGUAAAGAAGGAUCAGGGAAGAAGUUUUUGUUUACUUCAGUUGAUGACAUUCCAUUGUGGCAGGCAGAUGAUAUACAAUCAGAAGAUGAAGAUUCAUUUGAAAAGAAUAGGAAUUAUAUACCUCCAAUUGUUGAAGAUGACAUACUGAGUGAUGGUGAGGUUGUUAAUUCUGUGCAUGAUUAUGAAUCUGAACAUGACUACAGAGAACACCUGUGGUUUGCUGGUGAUGAAGAAAAAGUUAGAGGAACUGGUAGAUAUAGUAGAGUGGUUAUUGAGGAGGGAAUAUAUGAUGAUGCAGAGAUUUUAGAACAGUUAAGAACUGAAGAAACAGAACAAAAUAAAUUCAGAUUUGAAGAUGAUGACACUUUACCACGUAGUGAAUAAGACAACAGAAUUGUGAUAGUCUUGAGAAAUUGGGUGUUAUUUAUUUCCAUCCUUUAUAUCAAAUUUAUACUGAAUAAAAUCAGUAUAGUACGUACCUAUUUAUUUCAUAAUGAAUAUAUUUAAAUGGAAAGUUUCUAAAGAAUAUAUUAUGUCUAUUUA